CUCCGAUGAGGCAUUGAGACCUUCUCUACAUCAUGAUUCAUGUCUCAUGACUAAUGUUCAUAAACAAUUAUCUACAACCGUGGUUUGUACUGUUUGUAGGUUAUAAAGUGAUCAAGACUUCAACACUUCAAGUCUUCAAAUAGUUGAACAAAACAAAUAAAACAAAGUAUAUUUUAGUAAACUCAAAAGUCGGGAUUCAAAUAAGUUAACUAAUCGAUCUGUUAGUUUUUGAAAAAAGUAUUUGUAAAAACGACUGGUCUGAGACUUGAGAAUAUAUUAUACAAUAUGGCGGUUCGUGCACAGUUUGAAAACAACAACGAAAUAGGAGUAUUCAGCAAGUUGACAAAUUCUUAUUGUUUGGUUGGAAUUGGUGCAUCUGAAACGUUUUACAGUGUAUUUGAAUCAGAAUUAUCUGAUAUCAUACCAGUUAUCCAUGCAUCUGUUGCUGGAUGUCGCAUUGUUGGUCGUAUGACCGUUGGCAACAAAAAUGGGUUACUAUUACCUAAUUCUACUACAGACACUGAACUGCAACACAUACGGAACUCGUUACCUGAUAACGUCAAAGUACAACGUGUAGAAGAACGUUUAUCUGCUCUUGGAAAUGUAAUGGUGUGCAAUGAUUAUGUAGCACUAGUUCAUCCUGAUUUAGACAAAGAUACAGAAGAGAUACUUUCAGAUACUUUAAAUGUUGAAGUGUAUAGACAAACUGUAGCAUCCAAUUGUUUAGUAGGUUCAUACUGUGCUAUAUCAAAUCAAGGAGGAUUAGUACAUCCUAAAACCACAGUGGAAGAUCUUGAUGAAUUGUCCGGUCUAAUUCAAGUUCCUCUUGUAGCUGGAACAGUAAACCGUGGUUCAGACGUAAUUGGAGCUGGAAUGGUCGUGAAUGAUUGGUGUGCUGUUUGUGGUACAGAUACUACAUCAACAGAAAUUUCUGUCAUUGACAGUAUAUUUAAAUUAGAUCCAGAUGGUGUACACAAAAUGAAAAAACUUAAAGGUCCACUUAUCGAUAGUAUUAAAGCUUCAUAAUGAUUAUUAAUUAUAAAAUGCACUUUAUGUUUAUACUAUUUAUAUUAUCAAUGUACUUUAUAAUAAAAGGAA
Molecule: messenger RNA, 1098 nt
Organism: Melanaphis sacchari
Lineage: Eukaryota; Metazoa; Arthropoda; Insecta; Hemiptera; Aphididae
Gene: eIF6
Product: eukaryotic translation initiation factor 6
Exons: 2
Coding region: 286-1026 (246 amino acids)
Biological process (GO): cytosolic ribosome assembly; maturation of 5.8S rRNA; ribosomal subunit export from nucleus
Cellular component (GO): preribosome, large subunit precursor; cytosol; nucleolus
Molecular function (GO): ribosomal large subunit binding
Source: RefSeq, a predicted model, not a curated record